AUGGAACAGAUUAAAAAGAUUUCGCCACUGGAUGAGCAGAUCUUAGAAGAGUUGGCAGUGGACGAAAAGGCGACAAAGGAGGACAUAGCAGAUGAGAUUGAAAGGAGUGGCCGUUUGAGAGCGGACGCAACACAAAUACUGGCGGCCAUCGAAGAGCAACUAGCAGAGCAAGGCACCCCUCCUCUACCACCAAUGACACCACAGCACGUGCAAGCGAGUUUAAAUCUAAGCCAGAGUAAUCAGAGCAGCCAACAGAAGGUGGUGCGAGCGAAGCUCCCAAAGUUGGAAGUCAAAAAGUUCAAUGGGAAACUCUGCAAAUGGCAGGAGUUUUGGGACUUGUUCGAAAGCGCCAUCCACCAGAAUGAUGGGCUCUCAAACAUAGACAAGUUCUCGUACCUGAGGAGUUUGCUAAUGGAACCAGCACAAUCAGCAAUCGGUGGGUUUGCGCUGACAUCAGCCAACUACGAAUCAGCAAUAGAACUGUUAAAGAAACGCUAUGGCAGGAAGAUCAUUAUUCAGAGAGCACUUGUUAAUGAACUGUUGAAUGCGUGCUCCGUUUUCAAGGAGAGUGACACGCUAAGACUGCGCAGCCUUUACGACUUCGCAGAAACAAAGUAUAGAGCAUUGCAGGCCUUAGCAGUGGAAGAACAAAGCCACUCUGAAGUUGUCGUCCCAGUGCUGUUGAAGAAGCUUCCCGACUCCAUCCGACUGACCAUCACACGAGGAAAGGAGUACUUGCAGUGGGCGUUGGGCGAUAUGUUGAAGGCACUCCUGGUCGAAGUGGAACUGAGAGAAGACCAUUGUCUGACGCAACACCGAGUUGGAUCCGGCGAUGAAAUAAAAGAACCCUUUACCUCCAGUGCGCUGUUCACCCCAAAGGGACAAGAUCAAAGAUGCGCGUUCUGCCUUGGGAUCCAUCCUCCUGAGGAAUGCAAGGUCACGAACAUUGAGGAACGUAAGAAACUUUUACUUAAAUUUGGUAGAUGUUUCAAAUGUAUUAACAAGGGCCAUCACGCCUGUGACUGUAAGGUCACUGUCAAAUGUAAGAAUUGUAAGGGUCCUUACAACACGUGUUUGUGUGACGGAAAGUCUCAGAAAGUCUCAGAGGGGGAUAACAGUCAACCAGUAGCAAGUAGCCCAAGUAGUUUGCUCGUGGGUACAGAAAGUAAAAUCGCUCUCCACACUGCCCAAGCCUUAAUAGCGGGAAGUGUAAAGGGUAGGAUGAGAGUUUUGUUUGAAUCAGGGAGUCAAAGGUCCUUUGUGACAGCUAAGGCUGCAAGAAAUCAUGGCCUGGGAAUUGUAAGAAAGGAAUGGGUAGCUAUAAAUACAUUCAGACAGGUAGUUAAGGAAUCAGGAUUGAUGGAAGUCGUUCAGUUUGAUAUAAUGCCUCUACGAGCCAACCGUUCGCUCAGGCUUGAAGCAUAUGUUGUGCCAGAAAUAUCCAACAUAAGCAACGAGCACGUAGAGGUCGUCAAAAACGACUACCCACAUUUGCGUAACCUUUGGUUUUCCGACGUUUGUUAA
This is a messenger RNA of Stylophora pistillata, 1524 nucleotides long. RefSeq lists its product as uncharacterized. NCBI's taxonomy places the organism in Eukaryota, Metazoa, Cnidaria, Anthozoa, Scleractinia, Pocilloporidae. The record is from RefSeq and is a predicted model, not a curated record.